This is a messenger RNA of Fukomys damarensis (Damara mole-rat), 6440 nucleotides long. RefSeq names its product adenylate cyclase 7 (gene Adcy7). Lineage: Eukaryota; Metazoa; Chordata; Mammalia; Rodentia; Bathyergidae. Gene Ontology annotation, biological process: adenylate cyclase-inhibiting G protein-coupled receptor signaling pathway; cAMP biosynthetic process; adenylate cyclase-activating G protein-coupled receptor signaling pathway. Bases 451 to 3729 code for a protein of 1092 amino acids. Gene Ontology annotation, molecular function: adenylate cyclase activity. The record is from RefSeq and is a predicted model, not a curated record. The transcript is spliced from 26 exons. Gene Ontology annotation, cellular component: plasma membrane.
UGGCUCCCCCAACUGGAGAGGGUCCCUCUCGCAGCCCAAGCUGGCCGGUGAGCAAGAAGCCGGCAGGCGAGAGGCACUGAGCCGCCGCCGGAGCAGGAAGUGGUGGGUCCCAGAUGUGACUCACGCUCAUUAGGUAGACGGUGGAGGGAGUCUCCACAUGUGUCUGCAGAAGGGCAGGCAAGGGCCAGGCCACCUCCCUGCAGGCUCAGAGCCUGCUCUGGCCGCUGAGGGGUCCCAGGAGAGCCAGAGCUGAGGACCCCAUGAGUCUGGUCGGCCUGUUCUGGACUCCAGCAGCGCAGCGAGCGGGCCCAGCGUUGUCCAUGGAGCUGCAAGCCCAGGCUGCCCAGCCCCACCAGCCAGCCCCAGAGAGGCCAGAGGCCUAGGCCCAGGGAGGAGGGUGCAGCCAGCAGAUGCCCCCAGGCUGCGGGAGGAGAGGGCCAGCGGUGGAGGAUGCCAGCCAAGGGGCGCUACUUCCUCAAUGAGGGCGAGGAGGGCCCGGACCAGGCCGCCCUCUACGAGAAGUACCGCCUCACUAGCCAGCAUGGGCCACUGCUGCUCCUGCUCCUCGUGGUGGCCAUCACCGCCUGUGUAGCACUCAUCGCCAUCGCCUUCAGCCACGGGGACCCCGUGGAGCACCAGGCUGUCCUGGGCGUGGCGUUUGUGACGCUGGCUGUGUUCGUGGCUCUCUAUGUGCUGGUGUACAUUGAGUGCCUGGUCCGACGGUGGCUCCGGGCCUCAGCGCUGCUCACCUGGGCCUGCCUGGUGACACUGGGCUAUGUGCUGGCCUGGACCUCGUGGAGGAGGGAGGCCUGUGCGUGGGCGCAGGUACCCUUCUUCCUGUUUGUGGUCUUCGUGGUGUACACGCUGCUCCCCUUCAGCAUGCAGGCGGCUGUCGCUGUGGGUGUGGUCUCCACCGUCUCCCACCUUGUGGUGUUCAGCAUCCUCACGGGGGGCUUCAUGGUGCCCAGCACUGGGGUGGGGCUGCAGCUGCUGGCCAAUGCUAUCAUCCUCCUCUGCGGGAACUUGACAGGCGCUUUUCACAAGCACCAGAUGCAGGAUGCCUCCCGGGACCUCUUCACCUACACAGUCAAGUGCAUCCAGAUCCGUAAGAAGCUGCGCAUUGAGAAGCGCCAGCAGGAGAACCUGCUGCUAUCAGUGCUGCCAGCCCACAUCUCCAUGGGCAUGAAGCUGGCCAUCAUUGAGCGGCUCAAGGAGGGCGGGGACCGCCGUUACAUGCCUGACAACAACUUCCACAGCCUCUAUGUCAAGCGGCACCAGAAUGUCAGCAUCCUGUAUGCAGACAUCGUGGGCUUCACGCAGCUGGCCAGCGACUGCUCCCCCAAGGAGCUGGUGGUGGUGCUGAAUGAACUCUUCGGCAAGUUCGACCAGAUCGCCAAGGCCAAUGAAUGCAUGCGGAUCAAGAUCCUGGGCGACUGCUACUACUGUGUGUCGGGCUUGCCCGUGUCCCUGCCCACCCACGCCCGGAACUGUGUGAAGAUGGGGCUGGACAUAUGCGAGGCCAUUAAGCAGGUGCGGGAGGCCACAGGCGUGGACAUCAGCAUGCGCGUGGGCAUCCACUCGGGGAACGUGCUGUGUGGGGUCAUAGGACUGCGCAAGUGGCAGUACGACGUGUGGUCCCACGAUGUGUCCCUGGCCAACAGGAUGGAGGCAGCUGGAGUCCCUGGCCGGGUACACAUCACAGAGGCGACACUGAACCACCUGGACAAGGCCUACGAGGUAGAGGAUGGGCAGGGCCAGCAGCGGGACCCCUACCUGAAAGAAAUGAACAUCCGCACCUACUUGGUCAUCGACCCCCGGAGCCAGCAGCGGCCACCACCCAGCCAGCACCUCCCCAAGCCCAAAGGGGAUGCGACCCUGAAAAUGAGGGCUUCAGUGCGCAUGACCCGCUACCUCGAGUCCUGGGGCGCUGCACGGCCCUUUGCACACCUCAACCACAGAGAGAGUGUGAGCAGCAGUGAGACCCCUGUCCCUAAUGGGCGGAGGCCCAAGGCCAUUCCCCUGCGGCGCCACAGGACCCUUGACAGGAGCUCCUCCCCCAAGAGGCGGUCAGAGGAUGACUCCUACGAUGACGAGAUGCUGUCAGCCAUCGAGGGGCUCAGCUCCACACGCCUCUUGAGGGGGUGGCCGCUGCCCUGGUCCCGCCUCACACUGCUGCCCUCCAGGCCCUGCUGCUCCAAGUCCGACGACUUCUACACCUUUGGGCCCAUCUUCCUGGAGAAGGGCUUUGAGCGUGAGUACCGCCUGGCACCUGUCCCCCGGACACGCUAUGACUUUGCCUGUGCCGGCCUUGUCUUCCUCUGCAUCCUGCUUGUCCACAUCCUAGUGAUGCCUAGGGUGGCACCGCUGGGUGUGUCCUUUGGGCUGGUGGCCAGCCUGCUGGGGCUGGUGCUGGGCCUGUGCUUUGCUGUGGAGUUCACGCGGUGCUGCCCGACCCGGGGGACGCUGAGGGCCAUCUCUGAGAGGGUGGAGACAAGGCCCCUGCUGAGGCUGUCCCUGGCCGUGCUGACCAUCGGCAGCCUGCUCACUGUCGCCAUCAUCAACCUGCCCCUGAUGCCUGACCAAGCCCUGGGGCUGCCUGGGAGCAAUGAGACUGCAAGGAGCGGUGAGCUCCUCCCGUUUUAUAGCUGCACUUGCAUCCUGGGCUUCAUCGCCUGCUCUGUCUUUCUGCGGAUGAGCCUGGAGCUGAAGGUCCUGCUGCUGACAGUGGCCUUGGUGGCCUACCUGUUGCUCUUCAAUCUCUCUGCAUGCUGCAGCCAGAGCCUGGGCAACCUCACUGACACCAACUGCCCGGGCAACCUCACCAAGACCAACAGAACCCCCAGCAGCUCCUGCUGUUUGACGAGGGAUCUGAGGACCAUGAUCAACUUCUACCUGUUUCUGUUCUACCUCACCCUCGUCAUGCUGUCCAGGCAGAUUGACUAUUACUGCCGCUUGGACUGUUUGUGGAAGAAGAAGUUCAAGAAGGAACAUGAGGAGUUUGAGACCAUGGAGAACGUGAACCGCCUUCUCCUGGAGAAUGUGCUGCCGGCCCAUGUGGCUGCGCACUUCAUCGGUGACAAGCUGAAUGAGGACUGGUACCAUCAGUCCUACGACUGUGUCUGUGUCAUGUUUGCGUCUGUGCCGGAUUUCAAAGUGUUCUACACGGAGUGCGAUGUCAACAAAGAAGGGCUGGAGUGCCUGCGCCUACUCAAUGAGAUCAUUGCUGACUUUGAUGAGUUGUUGCUGAAGCCCAAGUUCAGCGGUGUCGAGAAGAUCAAGACCAUCGGUAGCACCUACAUGGCAGCUGCAGGACUCAGUGUCCCCUCAGGGCAUGAGAACCAGGACCUGGAGCGGCAGCACGCGCACAUUGGCGUCCUGGUGGAGUUCAGCAUCGCCCUGAUGAGCAAGCUGGAUGGCAUCAAUAGGCAUUCCUUCAACUCCUUCCGCCUCCGAGUUGGCAUAAACCACGGGCCCGUGAUUGCUGGAGUGAUCGGGGCACGGAAGCCUCAGUAUGACAUCUGGGGGAACACAGUCAAUGUUGCCAGCCGCAUGGAGAGCACUGGAGAACUUGGGAAAAUCCAGGUCACUGAAGAGACGUGCACCAUCCUCCAGGGCCUGGGUUACUCCUGUGAGUGCCGGGGGCUGAUCAACGUCAAAGGCAAAGGCGAGCUGCGGACCUACUUUGUGUGCACGGACACUGCCAAGUUUCAGGGGCUGGGGCUGAACUGAAGGCUUCUGGUGGGAUCAGAACAUGGUGGGAAGCUGGUUUCUUCAGAACAGGUCAAGAAGCUGGGCCCAUGCCAGUUGCAAAGGCAGUGGAUGGUUCUGGCCAUGGCCAUCCCCUAGCAGAUGGCUGUGCAUGGCUGCUAGGGACUUGCACCAGAGGAGUCUGCACCAGAUGCUGCUUGAAGCAACUGCUUAGCUAUAGCACGGUGCAGCCAGAACCUCUGCACUGUUACUUUUAAGUUUCCAGAUCAGCUGGAAGAUGACCACUGGGAUGCUGAUGCCAACUGUGCUGGUGGCUGGAAUUUUGUUCCCAGGUGCCGUGGAGGUGAUGUUGACCGUGACUAAGGGAGACAUCCACCUUGGCAGCCUGUGGGCACACAUAAGGGAGACUCACCUUUUCCAGGUCAACGGAGGAUUAAGCCAAGUUCUCUAGCAUGGGUUGGAGCCUCCCUUCUCCCUAGCAGGAAAAGCCCUGGGGAGUCUAUUUCUCACAUAGGCGUGGAGCUGGAAAGGGUGUUUUGCAAACGGUUUCAACCAGUAGAGACAAAAAUUCAGUGGGCACUUGUUACUUCUUGCCAUUUCUGGCAUGUUUUAGAUACACUCUUAAUGGGGAUUUUAACCUUAUUGACUUCUUAGAUGCUGGACAAAAGUCUCCAGGGUACAUGUAAAUAGGACUACUGUCCAGUGUCAGUCAAUGGGAUUAGCUGGCUGGGGGGCAACAGGGCUCACAGCAAGAAGGCAAGGAGCAGGGAUCCUUGGGUCUGAGUCGGGCAGCUCUGAUGGAAGCCUCCUGGGACCAUGCUCAGUAAGCUGAAACUUAGGAGCAAGGAAGCACUUUUAGUUCCGCCCUGACUACUUCUGUACUUUUGGGCUUCCCCUGCAAUCUUAACUGUCUCAUGUUAUUUCAGUGGGAAGGAAUGGAGGCCUUGUGGAGAGACCUUGGACAAGCUGCACUACAUCUUUCCUUUAGUCUUCAUAUAGCUGGCUCUGGAGAGCUUCAAAACUAGAGGGAUCUACUCAGCAUGAGAUGUAUCAAGGUUCCCCUACCCGGGAAGCUAGCUCCCAGCAGAUGUUGAGACAUUCUUGCUCUGAACCUGAAUGAGUCCAGGUAAAAAGCCGACUUUGAGAUGGUGUGUUACUGUGCUUCGGCUGCAUAGGGAGCUGGAACUGCCUGUUCCUUUUCUGAACUGACUCCACUGCUGCCAGUACCACCACUGAACGUCACUACAUCACAGGGAUUCCUAGAUAGUAGCCAGCCUCCAGCCCCCUGAAGUUACACAGGCAAUCUUGCAGGAGCCUUCAAAACAUGGCUGUGCAGGGCUGCGGUGGCCACCCUUGCUGCAGAGUAGUGUGCAGGCAGGGGUGGAGGUGGUGGAAAGGGGCCUGUGUGGUUGUCUUACCAGCCUGAGACAGGGGGCCGAUUCCAAUUUGCAAGAAGGUGCUGCAGCCCUGCUGUCAUAUGAGGCUUUUUUUUUUUUUUCCUUUUUCUGGUACUGGGAUCAAAUUUGGGACCUUAUGCUUAUGAGGUAGGCAGCAGAACCACUGAGCUAAAUCCCUAGUCCUAAACAUUACCAUUUAAAUUGCAACAACUUUUGUCUUUUUGGGGGUUAUGGGGAUUGAACUCAGGACCUUGCACUUGCCAAGCAGGUGUGGUGCCACUGAGCGUAACCCCUGGCUACUUGUCUUUUUUUUCCUGCUGUGUCAUAUGUAACUGGAACCAGCAUGCAUUCAAAAAACUUGCUCUGAAAAGGAAUUCUAUGGCAAAAAUGCCAGCAAGGCAAGAAGCCUUGCCUAAAUUGCUUUUUCUGUAUCCCUUGCUCACAUGACAGGCUGACUUCAGGGGAGUGCUGUACUACAACCUGUGCUCUCCAAAUGGGUCAGGGCUGACCAGAUGAGCACUUGUAGGGUAGGAGCGCUCCUGUUGCUGACAUAAGGUAGACAUUGAUCAGUGCGUGGGCUUCUCAAGCUGUUUCUACUCUUGCAGCAUUCAAGGUACUUCCUUCAGUAGGAAGUCCCAGGAAAUAGUUUUAAAGUAAUUGGUCACCACUCAUGCAUUGUAUUUUCAAUUAAAGCACUGUGCUCAGUUAAGAAUGUUUUCUAAGUUUUUAGUUUUCAAUCUUCACAUUAGAGUAUAACUGACCGUAAGAACCACUUGCAGUCUACAUGUAUCUCCCUCAGUCCUGGAGAUCAAACUCAGGACCUUGCGCUUGCAAAAGCAGGCACAGCGCCACUGAGCUAAAGCCCUGGCCCCACUUGCAGUUUCUUUUAAUGACUCUAUUUCCAAUUACCACGUGACUUCUUUGCAAGUGUCAUUUUGUUUUGGGAGGAACAGGUAUUUUCUAACAAUUACGCUCUCUAUUGGGUUAAAGACUGGCUUAAAUCUCUCUCUAAAGUGGCCUCACUGACUACGCAAUAACACCUAAAGUUUUUCUGGUUACUUAUUAAGGAGAUUUCCUAGAGGCAAACAUGAUCCUUACCUACUGUAUAUUGUGUCUAUAACACAUCAAUGUACAGAAAUAUGCUUUGAGGUCAGGUAUACAAGUGACUACGUUUGUUCCCUGUAAGAUUAUUUAUUUGUCAAGUUUUGUUUCAUUUUUAUAAACUAUUAGUGUUGGGCCGUUUCUGAUACAUUAAAUUAGCAACGUGGAAAGCAUGUAUGUCCUAAGUUCCAAAUUUAUUUUAUUAAUCUUCAGUUUACCUGAGUCCAGUAUUGC